This is a messenger RNA of Guyanagaster necrorhizus, 2586 nucleotides long. RefSeq names its product kinase-like protein. NCBI's taxonomy places the organism in Eukaryota, Fungi, Basidiomycota, Agaricomycetes, Agaricales, Physalacriaceae. The transcript has 4 exons. The record is from RefSeq and is a predicted model, not a curated record. Gene Ontology annotation, molecular function: protein serine/threonine kinase activity; ATP binding; protein tyrosine kinase activity. Gene Ontology annotation, biological process: peptidyl-threonine phosphorylation; peptidyl-serine phosphorylation. The coding region runs from base 1 to 2586 and encodes 861 amino acids. Gene Ontology annotation, cellular component: nucleus; cytoplasm.
AUGCCUAUCGACCCGCCCCCCAAGCGUCGUGCCACCGGUUUCCGUCGCGUCCGUGGUUCUGGUGACCUCCAGCCCAGAACAGAUGCUCCCAUUGUAGGUCGUCGAAUGGGCGACGAUGGCGUAUAUCUCUCUCCUCUGCGCCAGCUUACCACCAACAUUCUCGACACUUAUCGCAUCUGCAACCCCCAGUUCAGAUACGAAUCAACUCACAAUCCUCGUAGAGUUCUCACCAAACCCAGCAAGCCCGCCCAUAACGAGGGCUACGACAACGAUGACUAUGAUUAUAUCUUGUACGUCAACGACUGGCUAGGGACUGAAGAUGGCCACAAAUACCUCAUUCUUGAUAUCCUCGGUCAGGGCACUUUUGGCCAGGUCGUCAAAUGUCAAAACAUGAAGACACAUGAAAUCGUCGCCGUCAAGGUUGUUAAAAACAAGCCAGCUUACUUUAAUCAGAGCAUGAUGGAGGUCACUAUCCUCGAACUCUUGAAUAAAAGUUGCGAUCCCGAAGAUCAGCAUCACAUUCUUCGUCUCCGGGACUCUUUCAUCCACCGUAAUCACCUCUGUCUCGUAUUCGAACUCCUCUCCUCCAACCUUUACGAACUUAUCAAGCAGAAUCAGUUUCAGGGUCUUAGCACCCAGCUUGUCAAAGUUUUUAUGGCUCAGCUUCUCGAUGCCAUGACCGUUCUCAAGGACGCCCGCCUCAUCCACUGUGAUCUCAAACCGGAGAAUAUUCUUUUAAAGUCAUUGCAAUCGCCACAAAUCAAGGUCAUCGAUUUUGGUUCAGCAUGUCAUGAGCGCCAGACUGUAUAUACAUAUAUUCAGUCGCGUUUUUACCGCUCGCCAGAGGUGCUUUUGGGCAUGGCGUAUACCGCUUCCAUCGACAUGUGGUCUCUCGGAUGCAUUGCCGUCGAGCUUUUCCUUGGCCUUCCGCUUUUUCCUGGGACAAGCGAGUAUAAUCAGCUCACGCGCAUCGUCGAAAUGCUCGGCAUGCCACCGCUUAGUAUGCUCAAUACAGGGAAGCAGACGCAACAGUUCUUCGAUGUGUAUGAUGUGUGGAAUCCUCAUCUCAAUGCCAAUGAGAAAAAGUACAGACUCAAGACUAUUGAACAAUAUUCCCGGGAACACAACACAAACGAGCAGCCAGGAAAGCAGUAUUUUAAAGCCACGACCUUACCGGACAUCAUCAACACUGCGCCAAUGCCAUCGAGCAAGUCGGGCGGGAGGGGACAAGAAGUGGAUAAAGAGCUGAACAAUCGCGCAUCGUUCAUCAAUUUCUGUCAAGGUUUGCUGGAUCUGAACCCAGUGACACGAUGGACGCCUCAGCAAGCCAGGCUUCAUCCAUUUAUAACCGGAGAAAAAUACACGAAGCCCUUUGUGCCCGAUGGUCUCAACCAAGCACAUCAACCAGUCCCAUCGGGUGCAUCAGAUCCGAAACGACCGUAUGGUGGACUGGUGCCUUCACAACCCAAGGGUUCAAGAGCUUAUCAGGAUGCUGCAACGUACAAUCACCAUCUGGCGCAGCACCAGGUGUACACAGCGCAGGCGCAGUCUCAGGCUGCAAAUACGUUCCGCAACCCGUAUAUGAAUCAGCAACAGCCAUCGCAGCCACCACAGCCCCAGCAGGCCACUCCAUCUUACGCCAAUCAAACGGAACCACCCACGCCAGGAUUCUCACAAACGCAGCAAUAUGCCACUGCACCUCCCCCCGGCGGACAUCGGUUGUCGCAUCAAAAUUCUACGGGACAAUUGAACAACAGUGCUAACGUGCAGUCUUAUACGACGUCUUUGACCUCCUCCUCAUCCGGAGGUCACCUGAAUCCGAAUGUGCCUUCGAAUGCCUAUUAUCCUUCGCGUGGACGGGCAAAUACCAUUAACCAGAUGGAUUCGGUGCCACCGGCGUUGGCAAGGUUACAACAUAUGAAUCAAGAUGUCAUCGCCGGUCGAAACGCGCUAACGCCCGUAUUGAAUCGGGACGAUGGGAUACGGGAGUGGGAAAGAAGGCAACAAGCAGGAGGGAAGCAACCUGCACAGACGUACCCUCAGCUCGAGUUUUUGCAGCAGCAGGCCGAACUUGCAGCCGCGUCGGGCAUUUCAAGUUGGAAUGCAGGUGGUGCUGUUCCGAAUCGGUACCAACAGCCACCGACGAGUAAGCUUGCCCAUUCGUAUCAUCCAUCGCAACACGAAGAAGACAACGGGAGCACUAGAAGGGAUGCCGUUAUGUCGAAUGUACGGAGCGCUGCGAGGGGAGACGUGUAUGGUGCGGCGGGGGUAAUAUCCAGUCCACCGCAGACAUACACUAGUAGCGGGACGACGUCGGGCAAUCGGUAUGCCGCUACUUAUCAACCCACACAGCAGGGCACCGUGUUUGAUUCGGUGGAUCGACGGACUGACAUCGGUAAUAUGUUUGUGCCCAUGCAACCAGACCCAUAUGCUGGUGGUGGUGUGAGGCACCCCAGCCAAGCGGUUCCGCCGUCGUUUUAUGGCGCGGGAGUCGUGUCUGCUGGCCAGCCUGGCAGAAAUCCGUUUGGGCAGGGAGAGGCCAAGGAUGCGAGGAGAGGCGGUGGAAUGGACGCUUGGCCCAGAUGA